Messenger RNA from Aspergillus aculeatinus CBS 121060, 6385 nucleotides. RefSeq lists its product as uncharacterized. Gene Ontology annotation, molecular function: phosphatidylinositol binding; nucleotide binding. Gene Ontology annotation, biological process: DNA-templated transcription initiation; tRNA methylation. Lineage: Eukaryota; Fungi; Ascomycota; Eurotiomycetes; Eurotiales; Aspergillaceae. The coding region runs from base 479 to 6013 and encodes 1844 amino acids. Gene Ontology annotation, cellular component: RNA polymerase complex. The record is from RefSeq and is a predicted model, not a curated record. The transcript is spliced from 16 exons.
CAAGCCAAUUGCUGCUGAAUUGCUGAUCCCGCGGUCUUUAUUUUCUCCUCCGCCCGAUUUCCCCUCUCCCGUCGCUCGUCACUCUCACUCUCACUUGGUCUUACCACUUGAUCUCCUCAUCCAUCAUCCUUUCUCUCUCUCCCUCUCCCUCUCCCUUUCUCUCCCUCACUAUCUCCUGCAUUUUAGACAUCCUUUCUCUUCGUCUAAUAGCUUUCCAUUCUCCCUUUGCACAGCUUGACCAAGUUCAAUAGAAAGCUCCUUUUCCGCUCUCGCACCGCCUCAGCGCCCGCCCUCAGCAGACGUCACACACCCCACGGAACCUUGGCGAUUAGGCAGACGCUUUCCUCUGUUUUUUCCAACCCUUCUAGAAGUUUUCGAAGCUAUUCUUACAUAUAAUUGUGACCCUGAUCUUUCGAGAUACAAAGUCGGCCCAUUACCGUUUCCUGGUGACAGGAAUUAAUCCGGACUGUCGCUCACGAUGGCCGCAACGAACUCCUCCGCCCCUCUUCUUCCUAACGGAACCCAGUCGGUCGGCCUCGCGACCAACUCACCCUCCACCACGACCACUAAUACCACCACAAGCCGGAUCUUGACCGGGAAGCAAGAACAUUAUCUCAAGCGCGAACUCAUCGCCCGACAAGUCCAGAGCGAAAUUGCCGAGUUGAACUCCCCUACAGCCCUGCAACGCUUCGGCGCCCCCUUCAAGUCGGAAUUCGGUGAAGUCGCUCCAGUCGAUUCUGAACUCCCCAUCCUCCGAUAUAUCUUCGUGCACCAUGUGCGCAACUUCCCAUUCCUGGAUAAGGCUCGCGAGAAGGAAUUCUGGCAAGAUAAGCUUCAAGUGUUUCUCGAGUCGUUCGCAAAGAAACAUGUGUCUUCGUCGGAGGAUCGCUUGGAAGAGACGAAGCGCAGAAAGCUGGCGCGCAAAUGCGAAAAGCUGGUCGAGCUAAUGAUGGUUUCUGGAAUCCCUACUGCAUCGGGCUAUGAAGAACGCAUUCAGUUUUCGGAGAUGGAAGUCGUGGAUCGCGGGGCCAACGAAAAGGGUUUGUUGGUCAACAUGCCUGAAGGAAACUCAAUUCACGGAUGGGACAUCAAUGUGGCUGCGGUCCGGGUUACAUCGGUCAGACGGACUGUGCGAUAUCAUCAACAUGCAGAAUUUAUUAUUCGGGUGCGCCGAGAUGGGAAGCAAGAUACCUUCGUGGCUCGUCGAUACGGCGAUUUCUCUAGGCUACACAAACGGCUGCGCACUGAGUUUCCCGGGAAGCCACUGCCUCCGCUGCCACGCAAGAACAAGUCUUCAUUGACAUCCAGCAUAUUUGGCUCUGCAGACGACGAAGCCUCAUCAAUUUCGUCUGUUUCCACUCAAGACACGAGCGCAGUAGACGACGGCUACUCAUCUCGCAACCUAGCGCCCGGCAACCACCAUACUCGUUCACUGUCACGGUCUUCCAUGCGGUCGCUCCGAUCGCCUAGGGCCUCGGGAGACGCGCCCCGGGAAUCGGUGCUCUAUAGAGAAGAACAGCGAGUCUCCCUUCGAGCGUUUCUCCGUACUCUGUUACAGAACAAGCGGGUGGCGGACACCAAAGCUCUCGAGGACUUCUUGACUGCCAACCCGAUUACUCUGAAUGAAGAGGAGAAAAUGGAUAUGCAGAAGCGCAAAGAGGUAGAUGCUGUGCGGAUUGAGGAGCAGAAGCGGUUUUAUGAAAUCGCGAGAGCGCGGGCGGCUGAGUUGGACGCGUACAUGGAGAAUUUCCGCCGGGAUAUCGUCGAGAGUAAUGGAUUGACGAAACUCUUCGCUGAAAUCAAGGAGAAGCCGACAGUGGAGGAUCUGAGCCCACAAUACCAGAAAUUCGCCGAAUGGCUACGCAUUGAAGUUGCCGCUACGCUCUAUCAUCUUUUUCUGGCCGAGGACAAUUCUCCGGAACUGUUCGCGCAGGCCAAGAGGAUCCACUCUCUUGUCCCUUACAGUCUUCUGAAAAAUGUGAUUCGCAUUGCCAACCCGGCAGCUGUGAUGUCGGGAGUACUGGACCUCUUCCUGGCUCAACCUUUUGGCUCCCGGUCCCUACUCCAACGCAUAUUUUCUAUGACUUUGAACGACGGGAUCAGAGCUUUCCAGAAGUCAAUCGAUGCGCUGGCCGCGACGAUUGAAGAUCCUGUCCUUUGCCAAAAGUUGAAGGCAUUCACCGACGCCGACGAAGACUUGAAGAAUGAGAUUCGCGCCGAGGCCACCGCAGAGGAUGUUGACAUCAUUGUGGCGAUUCUCAAGACGGAGCUUAUCUCUCCUGAGUUGACCCCAGAACAGUUUGGUAAAGUGUUCAAUGCCUACGUUGCCUGGAAUCAGGCUGUCGAGAGUGUUGACGCGGAAAUGCGAGAAGGCGCUCAUUGGUUUGCCAAUCUGAAGCAGCUGCUCAAACUCUACACCCGCCAGCGGGACAAGACUAUGAUGCUCAGCAUCGUGGAGGAGCCGGUUACUCUGCAGCUCUUCCGCGACCUCUUCACAAUUUUCUACGAGCCGCUCGUGAGGGUCUACAAGUCGGCCAAUGUCUACAACAGUAUCACGGACUUUGCACGCUUUGCGGAUGACGCCAUCGCCGUGAUCGAAAAGUGUCAUCGACAGGAUGUGUCUGCCGACCCCAACCAGACUGUUCAAGCCUUCAUUGAUCUUUGUGAGCGCCACCAAAGCAGCUUCUACAAGUUUGUGCAUGAGGUGCACUUACAUGACAACGGUCUGUUUGGAUCCCUCAUGGCAUGGAUUGAAGACAUUCUUGAAUUCCUGCGCAAAGGACCACGUGGUGGCAAGCUAGACAUGAAUGCCCUACUCACAGGAGCAAGGGAUGUGGGCCAGAUCGACAAAGACAAGGCAUUGGAUGAGAUUAACGCUCUUAUCAAAUGGCAUGCCGAUCGGAAACGGUGGCAUCUCAACAAGACCAGACAGAAGAUGGCAGCUGAGGGAACUGGCAAUGAGAUCAUCCCUGGUAGCACGACCUUCAGGAGCAGUGACUUCGGUUUGGAUGAGGCCGAUCUUGAGGACCUUGCCAUUUCAGACGAAGAGUCUGACGCGUCCGAUGAGUUGGAUGACGAAGAUGAUCUCGAUCCCAUCACGGCUGAGCGGAGACGUCGGGUAAAGAAGCAGGAUCAGCUCCGGCGUACGGCGGGAGAGCCCGUCAAGCCGGAGAUCCAGGAGAUACUCAAACUAUCUGAGUCGUUUGGUGUUAUGUUGCGACAGCCUGCGAACAAGUUCCAAUGUAAGAAUCACGGAACAAACCAUGGUCGAUACUGUAUGCUAUGCCCCUUUCCAUUUCCUCGACUACCCAGUGUUGCGAUUUACACAUGCGAAAACAAGAAAUGCGACUUCUUCCUCUGGGCCAGCGACGCCGAGCUGCGCGAGAAAGCCACCGUCCUCUCCAAUUCUCGAUCGGAAUCAGAUCCUGCAACGACCCAGACUCCGACCAGAAGACCUCGAGUAUUCAACGGUCUCCUCACCCCACAGACAGAGCCGCGCUUCCAUCGCCACAGCCCCGCAACGGGCGGCGGGCAGCAGAAGCAGCAGCAGCAGCAGCUCAGCCACAUGUUCUCCAGAAGCGCCAAGGCGCGCAUGAUGUCAGAAGACAUCGAUGAAUUCGAGUGGGACGACGACGUCGGGGCCGAAGUAGGCAAACUGUUGGACGUGAAGCCAAUCCGCCAGCCCAACUUCGGACCUCCUAAGGCCCACCAGGGUCCAGCUUCUCGCGCGCACCAGCCGCCGCCGUCCUUGACAUCCCCGGCCAAGAGAAAGUGGUCGGACACGGAAGAUGAUCACGAGUCUAAAUUCGGCCGUCAUACCUCGACCGCCUCAUUCGCGCAAGUCACACCCCGCUCGCAUACCGAUCGCGUCCCAUCCUUCUCGUCGGCGACCGCGGCGCCGCCCUCGUCUAUGGAGAUUUCAAUGUCGCCGACCCCGACUCGGUUUCGGGAUGCUAUGGCUGGGGGAGAUGAGACGCCGCUGGACGCAUCGCAGCUGGCUUCGCAGGCCGUCCGGAUCUUGGAGAGUCAUGGUGUAGCUCUUCCCAAGCAGGCACAGGAUGAGCUUAUGUCCCUGCUUGAUAAAUAUGAUCUGAAGAUGAUGGGGAUUAUCCGGGGACGAGACAUCUCGCGCGUGGCGUUGAAGAAGAAAGAUGAGCAGAUUGAGCACGACAUCCCCGCCAUGUUUCGGCCCCCCGUGAAUCGCGCCAUGCGCGUGCUGGACCGGUCGUUCUUCAAGCGAACGGUGCCGGUCUCUGCUGCCACGAUCUUUAAGACCUCGGAUAUUGCGACGGUGCGACAAGCACUGCACAAGAAGCGCGACUUGUUGGCGCUGCCCAGAAUGGCCACGCUGCGGGAUAUCAAGCAGGAUGAUGCCGUGCGCAAAUGCCUGUUGCUGCGGGAGGAGAUCAAGCAUGACGAUACGGCGACCUGGUCUCCUACCGUCUCCGAAUUGGUUGAGAAGGGCAUGGUGAGCGUUGGCCCUUACGAUUUGACGAUUGACUAUGAUUACUGGUCCUAUGCCGACAUCAUGGCAUCCAUUCUCCCCGAAGAGCUGUGCGAUGAAAUCCCCCAGGGCUUCACCCAAGUCGGACACGUCUCCCACCUCAACCUCCGCGAACAAUACCUUCCCUACAAACAGAUCAUUGCCGAGAUCCUCUUGGACAAGAACCCCACCGUGAAGACGGUGAUCCGCAAGACCGACGACGUGGGCUCCCACAGCCAAUUCCGCACCUUCCCCUUCGAGCUGCUCGGGGGCGUGAAUGACCUGAAUGUCAUCCAACACGAACAGAACUGCGAAUUCCGGUUCGACUACUCGCGGGUGUACUGGAACAGCCGGCUGGAGACGGAGCACCGGCGGCUGGUGGACAAGUUCCGGCCCGGGGAGAUGGUCUGCGACGUGAUGGCGGGCGUGGGCCCCUUCGCCGUGCCGGCGGGCAAGAAGAAGAUCUUCGUCUGGGCCAACGACCUCAACCCGCACGGGUACGAGGUCAUGCAGGACGCGAUCAAGCGCAACAAGGUCGACAAGUUCGUGACGCCGCACAACCAGGACGGGCGCGACUUCAUCCGGUCGUCGGCCCGCCGGCUCCUCGAAUCCCCGCUCACCGUGACCAUCGAACCCAAGGUCCGCCGCAGCCAGAAGGACACCGCGCCGCCGCCGGAGGUGUUCCACCGCCCCACCGUCUUCCAGCACUACGUGAUGAACCUGCCCGGCAACGCGAUCGAGUUUUUGGACGCCUUCGUCGGGGUGUACGCGGGCGAGGAGGCGCGGUUCGCGCCGCACACGGAGCAGAAGCUGCCGACGGUGCACGUGUAUUGCUUCUCGGGCCAUUCGGAGGACGAGCACGACGACCAUGUGGAUAUCUGCCAGCGCAUCUCGGAGCGCAUUGGGUUUGAGAUCACGACGGAGGACCGCGUCGGGGGCAGUGGCCGGCAGGAGCUGGAGCUGGCCAUCCACAACGUGCGGUUGGUGAGUCCCAACAAGCAGAUGUUCUGUGCCAGUUUCCGCCUGCCGGAGGAUGUGGCCUUCAAGAAGCCUACAUGUAUAAAGGGCGUUUAUUUCGAUUCGAGAGUCUUCCAACUCCCCGCCCCGACGCACCGCAAGCGCACCCUCCCGCAGGGCGAACUCGAGGCGGCGUCGACGCUGCGCCUGGGCGCGGACCAGAACACCCACACGCUGUCGUUGUCCGAGGCACGGUUGGUCAUCAAUAAGGUGUUGGAGAAUAAGCGGCGCGGGGGGAAGAAGUAUGAGGAGCCUGAAAAUCUGACCAAGACGCUCGACUACCUGGAGGUGUUUGCGCGGUUCAAGGACGAGGAGAACAUCAAGGCGGUGGAGCGGUUGCUGAACUCGCAUACGGAGUUGGAGAUGUUUGAGCGGUCGCAGCUUGGCAGUCUCUGCUGCGAUAAUGCGGAGGAAGCGAAGUCGCUCAUCCCCAGUCUGCAGCAUAAGAUCUCGGAUGGGGAUCUGCAGGAGCUGUUGGAUGAGUUGACCAAGUUGCGGAACUUCACGGAGUGAAGUGUGGUUUUGGGUGAUCUGCUUCCCCUGGGUUUGGGGGGCUUUGGAAAGGUUGGGAGGGAGGGAAAGGGAUAUUCUAGCAUGGAGUUCUGGUGUUGUUGUUGUUGUUGUUGUUGUUGUUUUUUUUUUGUUUUUUUUGUGUCUUGUUAUGGUGGUGAUGUGUUGGGCAGUGGGAGGGGGUAGGUAUAGUAGGGCGAUUUGUUUGAGGUUUGUAGACUAAGUACUCCUAGGUUGAGACUCGUAUAGUGUACGGUAGAUGUGAUUGAUGUACUCGAGUAUGCCCACGGAAAUCUCCUCACAAGGCGAUCGCAUCUUUCGGAAAGUCAAUAAAAUCGCCGGAGGUCACACCAAGCCAAUAAGAGGCGUGAUAUA